CUACAUGUCGCAGAGACGUGCAUAAACAAAAUCCUAUGCCUAGUUACUAUCAUCAAAUUUAUUCUUUGCCCUCUCUCACCUGCCAUUUCCGCGUCAAUGCGUAGCUGCAGUUCCGCACACCUUCUUCUCUCUCAACACUGUGUCUAAGCAUGGAUAUGCACACUGCAAGUACCAAGGUUCAUUCAAAUUAAUUAGUUGGUUCGAUUCACAUGCUGCUACAAGAUUUAAGCUUCUAAUUUCAAGGUGGCGGCGCUUCUAACCUGAUUUCCUAUGCGUGCAGAAUUUAAGCUUCUGAUUAAGAUGUCAUGGCCACAGCUGAACUCACCCUGUUUGUGGGAGGAUGUAAACAUUCCUAUACACCUUGGGUUCCUGGGAAUCUUACUACUCCUUUUUCUACGAAAAUGUGUGGGCAUAACGUUCAAAAGGAGGACAAAAAUUCCAGAUCAAAGCAUACACAAGUACUCCGUCGGAGCUAAAUUCAGCAUAGCUUAUAAAGCCACCAUCGUUUGCUCCAUUUUGCUGCUGGGAUUACACUUAUUAGCGCUCCUGAUGCUGCUAAAUGGUCAGGAGACCCGUUGCGACUCUAAACUUUUUGCCCUUUCAUCUCAGAUCAUGCAACUAGGAUCAUCAGUAAUUACAGUGAUUGUAGUAUACAGGGUCCUGCAUGACCAGAAUGCCAAGUUCCCUUCGCUUCUAAGAGUAUGGUGGCUUUGCAGCUUCUUGCAAUCCGUUAUCUGCGCAUCUCUAGACACCUAUUUCAGAAUUACAAACCAUGGCCGUCUUAGAGUUCGAGACUACGCAGACUUUCUUGGUGUCCUCUCAUCCACCUUCCUGUUGGGUGUUUCAAUCUUUGGGAAGACAGGCAUAGUCUUCAAUUCAUCUAGUGCAAUCACCGACCCACUUCUUCAUGGAAAGACAAGUAAACACUUGGAAGGGAAGAGCGAAUCUCCGUAUGGUAAUGCUACUCUUCUCCAGCUGAUUACAUUCUCUUGGCUCAACCCAUUGUUUGCUAUUGGUAUCAAGAAACCUCUUGAACAGGACGAAAUCCCAGAUGUUGAUAACAAGGACUCUGCUGCGUAUCUUUCCCCAGCCUUCCAAGAGUGCCUAAAUCAAGUCAAGGAGAAAGACACAACCACAAACCCUUCUAUCUACAAGGCAAUCUUCUUCUUUAUCAGAAAGAAAGCAGCCAUUAAUGCAUUAUUUGCAAUUACCAGUGCUGUAGCAUCAUAUGUAGGUCCUUAUCUCAUUGACGACUUCGUAAAUUUUCUAACUGAGAAAAAAACCCGAAACAUAGAGAGUGGUUACCUUCUUGCACUAGCCUUUCUCUGUGCCAAGAUGAUUGAGACGAUAACACAGAGGCAGUGGAUAUUCGGUGCCCGCCAGUUAGGACUUCGCCUUAGAGCUGCUCUGAUAUCUCACAUUUACAAAAAGGGCCUACUUUUGUCGAGCCAAUCCCGCCAAACUCACACUAGUGGGGAGAUCAUUAACUACAUGAGCGUAGAUAUCCAAAGAAUUACGGAUUUCAUUUGGUACCUGAACAUCAUAUGGAUGCUGCCUAUACAAAUUUCUUUAGCAAUCUAUAUUCUAAAGACAAACCUAGGUUUGGGAUCAUUGGCAGCAUUAGCUGCAACUUUAACAGUAAUGAUGUGCAAUAUACCCAUCACAAGAAUUCAUAAAAGAUACCAAUCUCAGAUCAUGGAAGCCAAGGACAAUAGAAUGAAAGCCACCUCAGAAGUGCUUCGUAACGUGAAGAUUCUGAAACUUCAAGCAUGGGACAAUCAAUUCCUCCACAAGCUCGAAAGCUUAAGGACCAUUGAAUACAAUUGCUUGUGGAAGUCUCUUAGACUUUCAGCAAUUUCAGCUUUUAUUUUCUGGGGAUCACCCACAUUUAUCUCUGUGGUGACCUUUGGAGCAUGUAUGCUAAUUGGAAUUCAGCUCACUGCCGGAAGAGUUCUAUCAGCAUUGGCUACCUUCCGAAUGUUACAGGACCCCAUAUUCAAUUUACCUGAUCUGCUCUCAGUGAUUGCACAAGCCAAAGUCUCAGCAGAUAGAGUGGCUUCCUACCUUCAGGAAGGUGAAAUUCAACAUGAUGCCAUUGAGUAUGUUCCAAAAGAUCAAACAGAAUUUGAGGUUGAAAUUGAUGCUGGAAAAUUCAGCUGGGUUCCUGAGUCAAGCGUACCAACCCUUGAUGGAAUACAGUUGAAAGUGAAGAGGGGGAUGAAGGUGGCAAUUUGUGGGACUGUAGGAUCGGGCAAGUCUAGCUUACUUUCUUGCGUUCUUGGAGAAAUACAGAAGCUGUCAGGGACUGUGAAGAUCAGUGGUACAAAGGCUUAUGUUCCUCAGUCUCCAUGGAUACUGACAGGAAAUAUCAGGGAGAAUAUUCUGUUUGGGAAUCCGUAUGACAGUGCCAAGUAUUACAGCACAGUUAAAGCAUGUGCCUUGACAAAGGAUUUUGAUCUGUUCAACUGUGGUGACUUAACCGAGAUAGGAGAAAGAGGAAUAAAUAUGAGUGGGGGACAAAAGCAAAGGAUACAAAUUGCUCGUGCAGUGUACCAAGAUGCUGAUAUAUAUCUGCUUGAUGACCCCUUUAGUGCGGUAGAUGCUCAUACAGGCACCCAACUCUUUCGGGAAUGCUUAAUGGGAAUCCUCAAAGACAAAACUAUACUUUAUGUUACCCACCAAGUUGAGUUUCUUCCUGCAGCAGACCUCAUUCUGGUGAUGCAAAAUGGGAGAAUGGCACAAGCUGGAACUUUUGAUGAACUUUUGAAUCAAAACACAGGAUUUGAAAUUCUAGUCGGUGCUCAUAGCCAAGCCCUAGAGUCAGUUCUUAAGGUUGAAACUACAAGAAGAAUGUCUCAAAACCAAGUAUCUGAUGCCAAAUCCAAUACAGAUUCUUCUGCAAAAGCAGACCUUUCAAGCACAAGACAUGACUCAGACCAUGACCUCUCUGUAGAGAUAAAAGAAAAGGGAGGAAAACUGGUGCAGGAUGAAGAAAGAGAAAAAGGAAGCAUUGGAAAAGAAGUUUACUGGUCAUAUUUAACCACUGUGAAACACGGAGCCCUGGUUCCGAUCAUACUCCUGGCACAGUCAUCGUUCCAAAUGUUACAGAUUGCUAGUAACUACUGGAUGACAUGGGCUUCUCCUCCCACAAGUGAAAGUGAGCCAGUAAUGGGAAUGAAUACCAUAUUACUUGUUUAUGUACUACUUGCUGUUGGAAGUUCUUUUUGUGUAUUGCUCAGAGCCACGCUAGUUGCAGUAGCUGGACUUUCGACAGCACAAAAGCUCUUUACAAAGAUGCUGCAUAGUGUACUCCGGGCUCCAAUGGCAUUCUUUGAUUCAACCCCAACUGGAAGAAUCUUGAACCGGGCAUCGACAGACCAGAGUGUGCUAGACUUGGAAAUAGCAAACAGACUAGGUUGGUGUGCUUUCUCAAUAAUACAGAUUAUAGGAACCAUUGCAGUAAUGUCCCAGGUUGCAUGGGAAGUAUUUGUAAUCUUCAUUCCAGUAACUGCAAUCUGCAUAUGGUACCAAAGAUAUUACAUACCGACAGCUAGAGAACUAGCCCGCUUAGCAGGAAUACAGAGAGCUCCGAUUCUUCACCACUUUGCAGAAUCACUAGCAGGAGCAGCAACUAUUCGUGCUUUUGAUCAAGAAGACCGUUUUAUUGAAGCAAACCUUGAUCUUAUAGACAGCCACUCAAGGCCAUGGUUUCACAAUGUAUCAGCAAUGGAAUGGCUUUCUUUCAGAUUGAAUAUACUAUCCAAUUUUGUCUUUGCCUUCUCUUUGGUUUUGCUGGUCACCCUUCCCGAAGGAAUAAUCAGUCCAAGCAUUGCGGGAUUGGGAGUAACAUAUGGGAUAAAUUUGAAUGUUUUGCAAGCUUCAGUUAUAUGGAACAUAUGUAAUGCAGAAAACAAAAUGAUCUCGGUAGAAAGAAUUCUUCAGUACUCAAAUAUAACAAGUGAAGCACCCCUUGUGGUUGAAGAGUGCAGACCUUCAAACAACUGGCCAGAAAUAGGAACAAUAUGCUUCAAAGAUUUGGAGAUUCGUUAUGCAGAACAUCUCCCAUCUGUCCUUAAAAACAUUAGCUGCACGUUUCCUGGAAGGAAAAAAGUUGGUGUUGUAGGGAGGACAGGAAGUGGGAAAUCAACCCUCAUACAGGCCAUUUUCAGAAUUGUCGAAGCGAAAGAGGGUAGCAUUUUAAUCGACGACGUGGACAUUUCCAAGAUAGGCCUUCAAGACUUAAGAUCAAGGCUUAGCAUCAUCCCGCAGGACCCAACAAUGUUUGAAGGAACAGUGAGAGGAAACCUUGAUCCGCUAGACCAAUACUCUGAUCAUGAAGUAUGGGAGGCUCUAGAUAAAUGUCAGCUGGGUGAUUUAGUACGCUCAAAAAAUGAAAAGUUGGAUGCCACAGUGGUUGAAAAUGGAGAAAACUGGAGUGUAGGGCAGAGACAGUUGCUCUGUCUGGGAAGAGCCUUGCUAAAGAAAAGCAGCAUUCUUGUGCUGGAUGAAGCGACAGCAUCGGUUGAUUCAGCAACAGAUGGAGUAAUACAGAAAAUCAUUAGCCAAGAGUUCAACGAUCGGACAGUGGUGACAAUAGCUCACAGAAUUCACACGGUUAUAGACAGCGAUCUUGUUUUGGUCCUUAGUGACGGAAGAAUUGCGGAGUAUGACAGCCCGGCAAGACUGCUAGAGAGAGAGGAUUCUUUCUUCUCAAAACUUAUAAAAGAGUACUCCAUGAGGUCACAGAGCUUCAAUAGCUUAGCAAAUGCGGCAGCAGGCUAGUUGCAGACAGAAAGUAACAAGAAAAGAAAAUGAUUGAAAUAAAUGGUCCAUAAGCCUAUGAAUUAAUUGGUUUAGGUCGGCAGAAAUGGUACCAGUAGUAGUAGUAGUGGUGGUGGUAGGUCCGCCAUAGGCAGAGGCAGUGACCUCCAUGUAGCAAGUAGUCGUGAGAUUAGAAAUCAAUGCAUUUGUGAUUGUGAUACAACAUGAAAGAAAAUGAAAAAUGAGUGAUCCAUUCGUUCCUGCAUCCUCUAGUCUAGCAAGCAGAAUGUAACUCUUUUUAUCCUUCUUUUUUUUUUUUUUUUGCCAAGAAUUAUCAAAUAAAACUAUUUAGUUCUUUAUUUAA
Molecule: messenger RNA, 5125 nt
Organism: Hevea brasiliensis (rubber tree)
Lineage: Eukaryota; Viridiplantae; Streptophyta; Magnoliopsida; Malpighiales; Euphorbiaceae
Product: putative ABC transporter C family member 15
Exons: 11
Coding region: 271-4782 (1503 amino acids)
Biological process (GO): transmembrane transport
Cellular component (GO): vacuolar membrane; plant-type vacuole
Molecular function (GO): ATP binding; ATP hydrolysis activity; ABC-type transporter activity
Source: RefSeq, a predicted model, not a curated record